UUGUUCACUCCACACAAAAGCAACCCUAUUUUUCAGUUUUCACACCUAAAUCCUUUGACCCAUCAUCACUAUUAAUCUACAAGCUCCAUGUUUUGUUUGCAAUUUGCUUAGUCAACUUGUUGGUAUCAUCAGAGCUUUGUGAAACAUAAAGUUAAAGCAGGGCAUAUUGCAGAGGGAGCAAACCGAAUAUUUCAAAACUUGUUCUACUUUUUAUUAUCACUGUUGCAUUUAUUUCAGAUAUUUAGUAUUUGCCUACAAGUUUGUUCUUUAGUUUAAACACAGACAAGACGACUCUUUAUGGCGGCUAUAACCAAUUUGAACUUUUCUUCCUUGUGUAAAAAAAGGUUUUGUGUGCGUUUGUGCGUGUUGGAGUUGGCUUUUUGAAGUGGGUGCAUGCUGAAGUUAUAUGUGUAUGUGAAAGAUGAAGAACAAUAGAGAUAAAGAAAAGGGUAACGACGUUGACCAGAGUUACAGACAGCAUCACACGUUGUCAAUGCCAAUGAUGUUUUCUGGUUUGAACAGAGAGAAGGAGAUGUCAGCCAUGAUCUCUGCUUUGACACAUGUGGUUUGUGGAGAAGAUGAGCAUCAUGGUGCUGAUUACUCUCUUCUUAAUCACAAUAUUAAUAAUACUAAUAGUGCAGUUGUUGGUGAUGAUGAUUUUACUGUAACAUCAAAUAUGGCUUCUGGUUCUAUGCCACCUUCUUCUACUUGUUCAUCUCAAGGUGGCAACUCUGUUCUCAAGAGAAGACGGGAAUAUGAUAAUACAAAUGAUUUCUCACGUGGAGGUUCAUUCCCUGCUAUUUCAACAAUUGCUGAAAGUUCAAGCACGGUAACAAGAAGAACGGCGAAUACAGUAUACGAUUACGAAUACAGAACAGAGAACGUGAAAGUAGUGGAGGAAGAACCGAGGAGAAAAUACAGAGGAGUGAGACAGAGGCCAUGGGGAAAAUGGGCUGCGGAAAUAAGAGACCCUUUCAAAGCUACUAGGGUGUGGUUAGGAACAUUUGAAACCGCUGAGGACGCAGCCAGAGCCUACGAUCAAGCUUCAUUGCGUUUCAGAGGCAACAAAGCCAAACUCAACUUCCCUGAAAACGUUAGACUCAGACAACAACAAGAACCUCCGUUGAACUUGAACCCUCCACCACCUAAUCAUGGGGCUAUUUUGUCAAUUCCUUCAACCACUGUUCACACUGAGGCUCUUCAGGGUUCACUUGGUUCAAGCAAUUUUUAUGAGCAUUCUUAUUCGCAUCUUCAUGAGUUUCCCGUGAGUCUCUACGAUCAGAUUGCAGAGUCAACAUCUACUACUAUGGCUUCUCAUCAUCUUCAAUUUUUGCCGCCAGCUUCUUCCUCAACUAUGACUAUGACAUCUCCGCAGGCACCACCUUCGAUUUAUCCUACGCAUCCAGCGGCAUGGUCUUCUGGUUAUAGUUAUAAUAGCUCUUCUUCUGCUUCGGGGUGAUGUAAAUUGCGUUUUAUUUCAAGUCUCUCUCGUUUUUGCCCCUUGUAUUGUAUCAUUGUUACUCUCCUCUGUUUUUUGCAUUUGCACCACGACCAUUUCCAUCCAGGAGUGGUUUUUUGUGACCAUGUUAUUAUGAUCAAGCAAAUCAUAUAAUUCACAGUUAACAGUUUAGUAUCUGUGUAUAAUAGAGUUUUAUUUAUCCUCCCA
Glycine soja is the source of this 1666-nucleotide messenger RNA. RefSeq names its product ethylene-responsive transcription factor ABR1-like. NCBI's taxonomy places the organism in Eukaryota, Viridiplantae, Streptophyta, Magnoliopsida, Fabales, Fabaceae. Bases 422 to 1459 code for a protein of 345 amino acids. Gene Ontology annotation, molecular function: DNA binding; DNA-binding transcription factor activity. The record is from RefSeq and is a predicted model, not a curated record. Gene Ontology annotation, biological process: ethylene-activated signaling pathway; regulation of DNA-templated transcription. The transcript has 2 exons.